Messenger RNA from Adelges cooleyi (spruce gall adelgid), 735 nucleotides. RefSeq names its product golgin subfamily A member 6-like protein 22. NCBI's taxonomy places the organism in Eukaryota, Metazoa, Arthropoda, Insecta, Hemiptera, Adelgidae. The coding region runs from base 1 to 735 and encodes 244 amino acids. The record is from RefSeq and is a predicted model, not a curated record. The transcript has a single exon.
AUGAGAAAGCUGCAUGAAGAAAAAGAUAAGCUACAGUCAAGUUACAAUGAUGUAGUAAACAAAAUGCGAAUGCUGCAGCAUGAAAACGAAAAGCUCGAAUCGAUACGUCAAAACCUGCAGGCAAAAAAAGAAAAUCUAGAAUCAAGUUAUGACGACGUAGUAAACCAAAUUCAAAUGCUACUGGCGGAAAAAGAAAAGCUAGAAUCGUUGUGUCAAAAGCUACAAGCGGAAAAAGAAAAGCUAGAAUCGAUGUGUCAAAAGCUGCAGGGAGAAAAUGAUAAGCUAGAAUCAAAUAACGCAGACAUACUAAACCAAAUUCAAAAGCUGCGGGGCGAAAAAGAAUUGCUAGAAUCGAUAUUUCAAAAGCUGCAGGGAGAAAAAAAAAUGUUAGAAUCGAUAUGGCAAAAGCUGCAGGGAGCAAAUGAAAAGCUACAAUCCAACUACGACGAAAUAUUAAACAAAUUGGAAAAACUGCAAGAAGAAAAAGAGAAUCUUGAGUCAAAGUACAACGACAUAGUAAACAAAUACCAAGUACUGCAGAAAGAAAUGAAAAAAAGAGAAUCGGCACACUUGGGCGAGAUGGAGAUAAAGACAGACGAGCUAAACGAUUUAAAGUUCAAAUUAGGGAAAAAAACGCAUCGCUUAAAUUGCACCCAAACGGCAUUGUACCAGCUCGAAAAUGGUCCCCGCCGCCGCCCUAGGAACGUGCAGAUGGCCAAUAAAGGCGGUAAGUGA